CUCUCUAGAAAAAAGUUAAAUGUUCAGAAAAAUGAUAUUACGGGGUAGUUAAUUCGUUUAUUUGUGAAUGUUGCAAGUUUCAGCACUUGUGUCUAGCAUUUUCCUAGGUAUAUGGGACAUCGCAUUAGAUGAAAAGUAAUGGUUGUUUGUCACUGGUGUGACACAACACAAUGGCGAAGAAAAAGAAACCAGCAUCGAAGACUGCAACGCGGCGAACUCCUAGGCGCGGGAAGAACGCGGCGACUGCCGAAACCGCGGUUGUUGCCGAAACCGUGGCCGACAGCUCUUCAUCCGCUUCCGUCGAUCCCACUCCGCCUGACAAUACCUCUAAGACGCAGACUGAGCAGCCUUCUAACUUAGGUGAAGCCUGUACAGCACCAGUUGAGGAACACCCACCGUCUGAGCCCCAGACAUCUGGAUUACAAUUGAUCAACCCUAAUCUCAUACCCACAGUUGUCUUACACAAGAAAUUUGGCAAGUACCGCUGUUUGUUCAACAAUGAUGAUACAUUUACUAGAAAAUAUGAUAUUGGCAGUGACAGUGAAACCAAUAGUAGUGUAGAAAUUAGGGUGGUUGACCCUUGUGCCAGCUCAGAGUCAGACUCUAAUGCUGCUUUAGAUACUCAAUCAGAUACAAAUAGUGGGGCUUGCAUGAGCCCCAUACAUAGUACAAGUAAUGCAAACCAGAGUGAUUCUAGAGAUAUGUCACCAGUGCCUAUGCUCAGCGAAGUUCCAUUGCCUCAAGAUAUACCUCUACCAAGCGAUAAUAUUGAAUACAAUAAUGACAUAAUCGAACUUGACUCUGUGCCAUUACCACCUCCAAGGGAAAAUACCCCUGUGGAAAAUAAUGCCUACCAUGAAGAACUGCAAGAACAUGAGGAGGCAAAGUUUGAACUUGUACCUGAGUCUGAACCAGUGGUUGAACCAGAGAUACCAGUGAAUCAAGACAUUCCAUUGGAGCAGCAACAGUUUGAAUAUGGAGAUGAGGAUGAUGAUGUUAUCACCAUAGUGCAGAUUGUAGAAGAUGACAACCCAGAGCUUUACUACAACAUUAAAAUGGACAGUCCUAGCGCACUGUCUGUGUCAAGUCCUAAUGAACUUUCUAAGAUUGAGUCUGAAGAUGAUAAAAAGCAAGAUGUGGAAUUCCAAAAACACUUUGAGGAGCUGAACAUUGCUACACCAGUUGAUUUAAAUGUUAGUUCACCUAUGGAAUGCUCAGAUGUUAUCAAUAGGACACCGCCCUGUGGCACAUCUGACAUACAAUUUUCAAAAGAUAGUCUGGAUGUCCUUACAAGGCCUGAUCCUAGUUUAACACCAAGUUCUACUUUAUCCGAUGACAGUAACUCUUCAAGAGCUACAGAGCCAAAUCAAAACAACUCCAAUGACUCUGCAGAGUCAUCACCUACUGGUGUGAGAAGGUCAAGCCGCAUCAAAACCAUCAGUAAUAUGAAACAAAAGACUAAAGGCUAUGGUUUAGUGAAAACACCACUUAAAAAGGCUUUGAUAACACAAACUAAACUCAAGCUUGAGGAGUUGGGUUCAGAUAGUCAAGAGAAGUCUGUGGAUGUGUUGUUAAACAGUACACCAAAUUCUCCAUCUUUCCCUGUACCAUCUGAUAUGCCUGUGAAGGUAAAGUCCCGAUGGCGGCGUUCCAGUGAGUUGGAGAUGGGAACUAAUUCACCAGCUAACUCCCCAUUGGCUAGUCCGAGCUUGCCUCAGCGGUUGCAACCUAUUAGUGAAUGCCAAUCACCGCCCGAGGACGAGCAGCCACCAACGACGCCAUUAAGUAAAGAAUCCUAUGAUAGAAUAAUUGAAGAGAGAAUGAGGCAGUAUCAACAUUUAGAUGAGAAUGAGUAUUUAUGUGAGAGAAUGCUGAAUAAAGAGACCAAGAAAAUGAUCUGUGACUGUUUUCUGACCAAAGAAGAACUUGAGAGAGGAGAGAUGGCUUGUGGAGAAGACUGUUUGAAUAGGCUGCUUAUGAUUGAAUGUAACUCGAGGUGUCCAGUUGGUGACCGGUGUACAAAUCGACGUUUCCAAAAGAAAGAGAAUGCGCCAUUAAAGGUUUUUUACGCUGACAAAAAGGGUUGUGGAGUGGAGGCUAGUGUAGACAUACCAAUGGGCGAAUACCUAAUGGAAUACGUAGGAGAAGUCCUUGACUAUGACCAAUUUUAUAAGCGCGCCCAGGCGUACUCUGACGAAAACAACCUUCACCACUACUUCAUGUCUUUGAAAGGCGACACAGUGAUCGACGCAACUCUCAAGGGGAACAUUUCACGAUUCAUCAAUCACUCAUGUGAUCCCAACUCGGAGACGCAGAAGUGGACCGUCAACGGGGAGCUGCGGAUCGGGUUCUUCAGCAAACGCGACAUCGCGGCCGGGGAAGAGAUCACUUUUGAUUACCAAUUUCAGAGAUUCGGCUUUAUACCCCCAUCUUGGAAUUGGCAGCCCCGAACGGAAGAAGACAAGCUGGCGGGUCGCAUGGAAGUGAAGCGGUACAAGCAGACGAAGGAAAAACUGCGGCGCAGGCGCGAGCGACUGCUGCACAAGGUGCGACUGCUGGCCAGCAAGACGCAGCCUGGACAAGUGUUCGACGCUGCACUCAAGGCUGACCUGGUGGACUCGGAGACGGACACUGAAGCGGACUCCGAUGAGGCCGCCUCAGAUCCAGUGCCGCCUGCGGCGUCAGUGCCGGUGCCACCCGUCGAGUCCCCCCCUCUCGUAGCACCGUCGGAUCCUGCCCCCCUUGCCGACGAACCCGCCGCACCCGUGGCCGUUGACGCGGACGAGGUGGCCAGGAAGAUCAAGGAGCAGUUCCGUAGCAGCAUGGCCAGGGUCAUGGUGCAGCAUCUGAACCCAUAUAGGCAUUCUGAUGCGAAGGCUGGCCGGAUCACUUGUACGGCCGACUUUAAGCACCUCGCCAGAAAGCUGACCCACUUCGUGAUGCUGAAGGAGCUGAAGCACUGCCGGGCUGUCGAAGAGCUGGUGGUGACGGACUCGGUGCGCUCAAAGGCCAAGAUGUUCGUGAGGAAGUACAUGGCCAAGUUCGGCCCCGUGUACCGGCGUCCGCCCGAGGAGGCCGACUAGCGCAGGGCCCCCCCGGUGCCCGUGAGGGCCCCGGAGACACCCCACUGACGUUCUCAAGUGCUAACCCGCCAGCGGAGAAACCGACCGCUUCGUAAAAGAACAAUUGUGUGCAAGCUGCAUUUCCUCGAAUAUAACCGUUUUGUAUUAUGUAAUAUUGUAUGCGCUACCCUGCUGAGCACUGAUCUCGCUUAAAUUCAUGUGAUUAUAGUACCUCCUAACCGAAACGGGGUACGCGACGUGUUCACUACUACCUUGUAAGUCUGUAGUCAAUAGGGAAUAAGAAUUUAGAUCAAGAUAUCGCAGUAGCGCGGCAGUGUCCACCUGCCAGGUCGUUGAGUAGCUAACACCGAGUACGGUUCAAACACUGGUUCGACAUUUAAGACUGGACUGAAGAUAUAAAGUAAUAUUUGACUCGGUCUACAUAGUGGUGGUCGUUAAUGUGACGAAUGGGCCUGAUAUUGAAAAAGAAGCUCGGAUCUGCGUUGCUGUGCGAUUGUCAUAGUGUCGCGUUGUGUCUGUGUGAAUCGCGUUAUUGAAUGACGCCGCAUUUUUAUUGUCAAUAUGUACAGUUAACCGACUGUCGUAAUAUAAGGAUCAUUUGUAAUUUCCUUUGGUAGGUGGUGUGUUGCUUAUUAAUUGAUUGCGACUGUCGCUUUGUACGCGUCCACUAAUCUGCACUGUAUGCAACGGAUUUCAAUUACGUAAUCAAGGAAAUAGAAGACGCCGUUGAUAGGAGCAUAAUAAAUACCGCAGUGACGCCUUCGGAAUUUUAUUUCGAUUGACAUCGCGUUCAACUUGGUGUGGCAAAAGCAAAUACCGCCGCCGGUGCGAUCUAGUGGAUCUUAGUCUGAUAUUUUUCUAAUAUUUCUCUUCAAAUUGAUUUACUUUAGUGCACGAGAGCUGCGAGAACCAUAUAACUGGUUUGCGUGCGAUAGUAAUAAACACGAAUGCGAUUCCCUGGGAGAAAAGUAUAAUGCCAGAUUAGAUUACAUUGAAAUCAAAAUGGAUUUGUUUAUUGCAAAAUAAUAGCCUUCAUUAUUUUGUAAAAUGACGCAUUGCGUGUAAUAAUAUAAGUAGCAAGUUGGACGAUGUCAUAUCGUCGAAAUCGACUAAACGUUUCCUAGCCCCGUGCGAAACUUGUAAAUAUAGCUUAUACGGAUAUACUUAUAAACUAGUGUUACGACUCUGAACGAUAAUUGUAUUAUAGAUCAUAGAAUAUUUCACUAUUAUAAUUAUUAAGCUGAUUUCGAUUGAAAUAUGUAGGUAUUUUUUGAAAUAAUGCAGAAUUAAGGUAUUUAUUACAUGAUCUCUUGAUCCGAGGUUUUGUUACAGACAUUGAACUGGAAUAACGAUGUUUGCGUAAAGUACAUACACAGUAUUAUAGUCGAUUGAACCGAGUCGUUGUUAUUUAACAUGCACUGAUGAUUCUUUCCAUUUUAAAACGAUAUGAUUAUACGAUAAGUGAAUGUGCUGAAAUGGCAAAAUGUACAUACGAUGCUACUUAUGUAAUGCGUAAAAUAUCAAUCGGGCUAACUUGAAUCACUUUCACUAGUGUCAGUUUUAUAGCACGGAUGACCUUAUCUACUCGUCAUACGGUUGAUAGUCCGUUGACAGUCCAUGUUCAUUAACCUCACACGUUUCCUUACGUUUGAUGAAAUGAACACCACCGUAGGGUGAUUAUUAAACCUGUUUAGUAUAUAUAGUAUUAUUCUCCUCGCGGGGCCGUUGUAAGUACACUAUCUGUAGUAAUGUAAUGCAUGCUAUUUGUAUAUGCCAAUCUGCAGUGCAGAUGUCUACAAAUUGUGUGUUAUAUCAAUUCCUCGGAGAAAUAGUUCCGUUUUGUAACUACGUACGUUGCGCGAUUAUGUAGGCAUACGAUUUUGAUGUUAAACCAAUUAAUUCACUUUCUCUCUUCCAUUGACUGCAAAAGGGGUAACAAUACUUUUAGACCCGUUAAAUUAGUUUAGGUACUCGAUACUAUCGGUGUAGAUAUAUAGUAGAGGAGUUUCAGAAUGAUGUCGAGAGAGUGUAAUGACACCGAACAAUGUUAUGUAGGAUUUACAACGUUACGGUUUUUCAAUGGAAGAGGCAAGUUUAUGAUUAUUGAUAUAAGAGUAUGUGAUUAAUUAGUAUAUGUAAAUAUUGUACAUAAUGACGAGUGUCUUUCUUAUUGAUAGAGCGACUAAUUUUAUUUGAAUAUCCGUAGCGUAUGUCUGAAACGAGAUGGGUAGAGUUAUGUAAGCUUCUAUUUAUAAGUUUGCGAUGAGAUCGACGCCCCUCUGAACAAAUAAAAUGUUAUUUCUUUUAAUAUGUCCUGGUUUUAUUUUGUUUCAGAUUUAUUCAAUUGAUUUUAACCAGGGCUCGAAGUGAUAAUUAUCAGAAUAAUAAUAAUAACGCACACACUCAACAUUGCCCCGAACUAAGGAAACCCUGUGUCGCGGGUGUCAUGGACACACAUA
Messenger RNA from Hyposmocoma kahamanoa, 5542 nucleotides. RefSeq names its product histone-lysine N-methyltransferase ASHH2 (gene Set2). Gene Ontology annotation, cellular component: nucleus; chromosome. Gene Ontology annotation, biological process: regulation of DNA-templated transcription. The transcript is spliced from 7 exons. The coding region runs from base 171 to 3083 and encodes 970 amino acids. NCBI's taxonomy places the organism in Eukaryota, Metazoa, Arthropoda, Insecta, Lepidoptera, Cosmopterigidae. The record is from RefSeq and is a predicted model, not a curated record. Gene Ontology annotation, molecular function: protein binding; histone H3K36 methyltransferase activity.